Molecule: messenger RNA, 1937 nt
Organism: Pteronotus mesoamericanus
Lineage: Eukaryota; Metazoa; Chordata; Mammalia; Chiroptera; Mormoopidae
Gene: RLIG1
Product: RNA 5'-phosphate and 3'-OH ligase 1
Exons: 7
Coding region: 137-1114 (325 amino acids)
Biological process (GO): response to reactive oxygen species
Molecular function (GO): RNA ligase (ATP) activity
Source: RefSeq, a predicted model, not a curated record
GUAGGUCGUAAGCGCAGCCGCCGAGCCUGAGCGUGAAGUGUGCGUGGCUAGAGUGCGACGCCUGACUCCUCUCUCUGCUGGGAUCAGGUGCUCUUCCGAAGUGGACUUUGCAUUCCUACUGCCUGUCGUGCUCACCAUGAAGCGCCUGGGUUCGGUGCAGCGCAAAAUACCGUGUGUUUUUGUGACGGAAGUGAAAGAGGAGCUCUCCACCAAAAGGGAGCAUCAGCCAUUUAAAGUUUUGGCAACUGAAACUGUAAGUCACAAGGCAUUAGAUGCAGAUAUAUACAGUGCAAUUCCAACAGAAAAAGUGGAUGGAACAUGUUGUUAUGUUACUACCUACAAAGGUCAGCCGUAUCUGUGGGCCCGACUAGAUAGAAAACCUAACAAACUAGCUGAGAAAAGAUUUAAAAAUUUUCUACAUUCAAAACAAAAUACAAAAGAAUUUUUUUGGAAUGUUGAAGAGGACUUCAAACCUGUUGCAGAGUGCUGGAUACCAGCGAAGGAAAUAGAACAAUUAAAUGGAAAUCCAAUGCCUGAUGAAAAUGGACACAUUCCUGGUUGGGUACCAGUAGAAAAAAACAACAAACAGUAUUGCUGGCAUUCCUCUGUAGUUAAUUAUGAAUUUGCAAUCGCCCUGGUACUGAAGCAGCAUCCUGAUGAUCCUGGUCUUUUGGAAAUUAGGGCAGUGCCUCUAUCAGAUCUGUUAGAACAGACCCUGGAGCUCAUAGGAACAAAUAUUAAUGGCAACCCGUAUGGGUUAGGAAGCAAGAAGCAUCCGUUACAUCUUCUUGUACCACAUGGAGCAUUUCAAAUAAGAAAUCUACCUCCCUUGAAGUACAGUGAUCUCUUGUCCUGGUUUGAAGGUUGCAGAGAGGGUAAAAUUGAAGGAAUAGUAUGGCAUUGCAAUGAUGGCUGUUUAAUCAAGGUCCAUCGCCAUCAUCUUGGUUUAUGCUGGCCAAUUCCAGAUACUUACUUGAAUUCAAAACCAGUUAUUAUUAACAUGAACCUGAACAAACAUGACUAUGCUUUUGAUACUAAGUGUCUAUUUUAUCAUUUUUCAAAAAUUGAUAAUCAGAAAUAUAGUAGGCUCAAAGAUAUAAUACUUGAUGUAUAAUCUGGAAAUGUAAUUAAAAACCAGCUUUAUUGUUGUUCUAUGUGAAUCUUGAAUAUUCUACCAUGUUUAAAAGGUAGAAGUAUCUCAAGGUUCCUAUUUAUUGUUAUCUGUAGUAGCUAUAUGUCUUACAGCAUUUGAAGGAAUGAAUUUCCCAGUUGGAAGUACUUAUUUAAAGUCUUAUUUAGAAUGAGCAAGUGAAUUUUAACUUCUGGACUUAAACCUGUAAUAGUAAGCUCCCCACCUUGUACAAAAGGGUUGGAUUCCAUCUUCUUGAAACUGGGUAGUCAUUUAAAGACAACAAUGAAACCACCAAUUUUGGAUCAUUUACUUUCAAAGUUAAAUAGUUUAAGCUGACUUUAAUGUAAUUUUGCUAAACAUUUAAGAAAACAUACGGCUCAUUCUUAUUUUAUAUAUAUAUAUAGCUCUAUAUAUAUAUAAAAGAUAUACAUAAAAUUUAAGAACUGUAACACAUAUAUAAAUAGGUAAGUAUAUAUAAAACCCCCAAUUUGGAAAGUUAAAAUGGUUAAAGUUUACCCUCACAUUCUUUAAAAACUUAAAAUAUUAUGAAUGCACAGGCAUUCAUCCUGGCUUAUAGCCUAUUGGAUAGUCGUAACACUUUGAAAAUCCUCAAAUAUAUACUUUUCUAAUGUUAAAAAUUCCAUAUAAUUUUAUUUACUAAAAAUUCAAGUUUAGGUAAAGGUAUAAGGUAUUAGACAGGAAAUCAUAUAGAUCAGAGACUUCCUUGAUUUCCAGAUGGAAUUUUAACUUGUAAAAUUAAUGAAUAGUUAAAUAAUUUAAAACUACAGUUACAGCUGUCCCUUAA